GGCGGCGGGGCCAGAGCGGCUCUGGCUGCGGGUCUGUGGAGUCGUGCGUAGCGGGAUGGCAGGGACCCAGUCCGACGGUGCUGCUCGGUUCUCUUGUCCCCCCAACUUUACCGCAUCACCCCCAGCCUCAGAGCCCACUCGUUUCUCCGUGGAGGCGCUGGCGGGUCCAGAUACGGAACUGUGGCUUAUCCAGGCUCCUGUAGAUUUCGCUCCAGACUGCCUCAAUGGGCGGCUGGUGCCUCUCUCUGGCUCACAGAUUGUGAAGGGCAAAGUGGCAGGCAAGCGACACCGCUACCAGGUCCUCAGCAGCAGCGGCUCCCAGGCUGGAGAAGCAACCCUGCUGGCUCCCUCAGCAGAGGCAGGAGGUGGACUCACCUGUGCCCCGGCUCCCAAGGGCAGCCUAAGGAUCUUAGAGGGUCCCCAAGAAUCCCUAUCAGGGAUCCUGCUGCAGCCCAUUCCCAAGAGCCCUCCACCACAGAUACCCCCUGGCCUGAGGCCUCGGUUCUGUGCCUUUGGAGGCAGCCCACCAGUCACAGGGCCUGGGUCAGCCUUGGCACUGAGGUCACCGGCCUCAGGAAGGAGGAAAAAGAAGAGGCAUGUGCCUGAGGCCUCCAUUCCUCAGGAGGCAGUGAAUGGGCAUGGGACCCUGGAGGUGGACAUAGCUUCGGGGUUCCCAGAGGAGGAUGUGGGGAAGAAGAAGAAGAAGAAAAAGCAGCAUCCGAAUGAACUGGAGGUGAUGAAGCCAGUGUCAACAGAGCCCACAGCAGAAGUUUCGGAACCUCUGGGAGUGCAGUUCCCAUCCACCAGCAAGAAGAAAAAGAAACCUAAAGAAACAGAAAUGGGGGUGCUGGAACCAGAAGAAAAGAUUGUGGAGCUGGAACUCAUGGUUAAAACUGAGCCUCUGCAAGAGACGGUCCUAUCCCCGACCAAGAAGAGGAAGAGACAAAAGGGGACAGAAGGGACAGAGCCAGUGGAGGGGAUGCGAGUUGAGUCUCAGCUACAGGUAAAGGAGGAGCCACAGGAGGACACCAUCCCACUGCUGUCCUCAAAGAAGAAGAAAAAAGGAAAGGGGUACAAAGUGCUGAUGGAGCCAGGGACUGAGGCUAUAGAGCCAGAGAUAAGAACUCUGGAGCUCCAAGGGGACAUGGCGGAGCCUGAGCUGCCACAUGAAGUUGAGCCACAGUCUGAGGCAGCUCUAGCAUCCACCAAAAAGAGGAAGAAAAAAAAAGAGCAAAAUAUGAUGAUAGAGCCACAGACUGAAGUAGUGGAGCCCCAGGAAGAGGUGAUGGCACCAGAGCUGCCAGGGGACCUUGAGCCUCAAGCAGCCCUAGCAUCCACCAAGAAGAAGAAGAAAGAAAGAAGGCACAAAGCAACAGAGCCAGGGACUGGCCCAGAAGGUGAGAUGAUGGAGCCUGAGGCCAGGGCAGAGCCGGCGUCCACCAAGAAGAUGAAGAAGUGGGCCCAGGAAAGGGGGGUGCCAGAGACAGCAUCCCAGGAGGAGAAACCAGAGCCGCUACUGAAUCCAGAGUCUGGGGAGGUGGCUCCCCAGAGACAGGAGAAGAAGAGGAAAAAGAAGUUGCAGCAGGAUCCUGCAUAGUCUCCUCCAGGGAAACUGACAACUGCUAAGAAAAGCUGAGGUGGCCACCUGGGCCAUCAGAAGGUGACAGCAGAGAAGAACCCCUUCCGGUGGUUGUACCAAUACACCAGCAGGAGCCUGGACUGGGAAAAUGCUUUAUUACUACACAGAGGGCCUCCUUGGCAGCUGAGGUCAUCGGGGCACUUUCAAGAAGGGUUCAUGUAGGACAUCAUACAGCCUGCGGGCCUAGGCGGGGAGAAGG
Molossus molossus (Pallas's mastiff bat) is the source of this 1838-nucleotide messenger RNA. RefSeq names its product RNA polymerase I subunit G (gene POLR1G). Gene Ontology annotation, biological process: transcription by RNA polymerase I. Lineage: Eukaryota; Metazoa; Chordata; Mammalia; Chiroptera; Molossidae. Bases 56 to 1597 code for a protein of 513 amino acids. The transcript is spliced from 3 exons. The record is from RefSeq and is a predicted model, not a curated record.